AGCACUAGGGGUGGGAGGUGAGGUCAGGGGGAGAGCGACGGUCAGAGGUCAGAGUUCCACUUUGCGGACACACGACAACACUUGGCUGCUGUGGAGGACAUUAGUUACGUAUUUUGGGGUCGUCGUAUAACCAUGAGGGUUCUUCUCUUCCUCGCAACAAGCUUGCUGACAGUCACUGACCCGAUAGUAUCUGAUCAGUCUACAACGCCUCUGGUUCCUCAUCCAGAACCAACGACCCAGCAUCCAAAUGGCUGUUCCUCCGGAGAGUUGGAUAAGGACUCUGAUCAGAGUGAUUCUGAGGAGGCUUCUGGUGUGCUGAACGACCCCGGAAGCUCGUAUGGCAUGUACGAAGGCGUCUUUGAUCCCUUGGGUCAAUUAGAGGAUGUCCUCUCGUCCGGGGACUCUGUAAAUGGCUCAAUCUCCCCUUUAGCUAGAGAUUUCAACAAUCUUGCCAAUGAUGUUUUGACAGAAAUCGCCCGGCAAGGCUUCUUGUGCCCUGACUUCUGCCCAGAAGUCCUUGGUCCCACCUGUAUAGAAGAAUGUGUUCGCAGAGGCGUGCCGGAGCUUACUUGCCGGAUGUUCUGCUACACCGUGGAAUACACGUGCUGUCAUUGUCCUCCCUCCUGCUUCGCCCCCUUGAUCACCUGUUACCACGCCUGCAAGGAGGAAGACACAGAUUGCAAAAACCAGUGUAUGGGUAUCGCGCAAGUUUGUUGUGCUAAACGCUUCCAAGGUUGACCAAAGCAGACUUGGUCUUUUUUUUUUAAAUCUUCGUUGGCUAUUUUUUUCUUGCCUCGCUGUUGUGUAAAUGUGAUCUGUUGCUAAAAUACUGUAGUAGAGAUAAGGUCGUAAUGUUGUAUUCAUAUAAAAUGCAUUUUUCUACUUGGUGUCCUAAAUAUGGCGUGUAAGGAAAGUGUUAAAUAAAAUCUUGUGCUUA
Procambarus clarkii (red swamp crayfish) is the source of this 937-nucleotide messenger RNA. RefSeq lists its product as uncharacterized. Lineage: Eukaryota; Metazoa; Arthropoda; Malacostraca; Decapoda; Cambaridae. The record is from RefSeq and is a predicted model, not a curated record.